AUGCUGAGGAUGCUGCUGCUGCUGCCCUUAGGACUCCUGCUGGGGAUCCCUGCUAUCCUCGCGUUGAGCCACAGUCACAGCCACCUGGAUGAGAGGGGACCCAUUCUGGAUGAAGCAGGCAGGUCCAGCUACCCAAGUCUUCUGCAGAUGGUCAAAGAGGCACCCGCAGAUUUUGAACAGUUGGUCCUGGAGCUGCCAAUAGUCCAAGAUGACCUUGCCCCAGAAGCUAGCUUGGUGGAGCCACAGGGACGGGAAGAGCGCUCUCCACGCAGAUGUGUCCGCUUGCAGGAAUCCUGCCUCGGGCACAAACUCCCUUGCUGCGACCCAUGUGCCACCUGCUAUUGCCGCUUCUUCAAUGCCAACUGCUUCUGCAAGAAAUUUAGCAACACUUUCCCCUGUAGCAGGAACUAG
Messenger RNA from Elgaria multicarinata webbii, 411 nucleotides. It is a transcript of the gene AGRP, whose product is annotated as agouti related neuropeptide. Lineage: Eukaryota; Metazoa; Chordata; Lepidosauria; Squamata; Anguidae. The record is from RefSeq and is a predicted model, not a curated record. Gene Ontology annotation, molecular function: type 1 melanocortin receptor binding; neuropeptide hormone activity. The coding region runs from base 1 to 411 and encodes 136 amino acids. Gene Ontology annotation, biological process: neuropeptide signaling pathway; hormone-mediated signaling pathway; positive regulation of feeding behavior. The transcript is spliced from 3 exons. Gene Ontology annotation, cellular component: extracellular region.